AUGUCUCUAGACGAGAAAGGUGAAGAGUCAGGUGAAUGGAGUUUGUCAGUUGAUGGUUCGUCCAAUAUUAAGGGUAGUGGAGCUGGGGUGAUUUUAAAGGGACCAGGUGGCGUAACAAUUGAACAGUCCUUAAAGUUCGAUUUUAAAGCCAAUAAUAAUCAAGCAGAGUAUGAGGCUAUAAUUGCAGGGUUGAGGUUAGCAAUCGAAAUGGGCGUACAAAGCAUCAGGAUCAAGACAGAUUCACAAAUAGUGUCCAGACAAAUCCAAGGAGAGUAUCAGGCGAAGGAUGCACAGUUAGCCAAAUACUUGGUGAAGGCUCAGAAUUUGAUGAAGCAGGUGCCAAAAGUGCAGAUCAACCAUGUUCCAAGGGAAGAGAACACGAUGGCUGACAUCUUGUCAAAGUUAGCAAGUACCAAGAAACCAGGAAACAACAAGUCAGUGAUUUAG
Messenger RNA from Lotus japonicus, 447 nucleotides. RefSeq lists its product as uncharacterized. The transcript has a single exon. Gene Ontology annotation, molecular function: nucleic acid binding; RNA-DNA hybrid ribonuclease activity. The record is from RefSeq and is a predicted model, not a curated record. Lineage: Eukaryota; Viridiplantae; Streptophyta; Magnoliopsida; Fabales; Fabaceae. Bases 1 to 447 code for a protein of 148 amino acids.